Messenger RNA from Eruca vesicaria subsp. sativa (arugula), 2124 nucleotides. Lineage: Eukaryota; Viridiplantae; Streptophyta; Magnoliopsida; Brassicales; Brassicaceae. The record is from the annotation of a GenBank genome assembly.
GGAAGCAGCUUCACGUUAGUUAGUUUCUCAAUCCCUAAAUUCGGAUUUUGAGCGAACUGUUGUAACGGCGAAUCGUAAUGGUUAUGGCGGCGAAUUUCUUUAAGUUAGAUUCGGUGGAGUCUGACACGGAUGAAGAGCCGAGUAAGGCUGCGGUUCAAUCGAAGAAGAAAGCAAGUGGUGAAAAACCUGAUUGUGAUGAUAGUGGAAAGAUAUCGAAGAAGAAGGUAUCUGGUGGUGGUGAUGAGAUAGGAAACAAUGAAAGCUCCAAAGUUAGUGAAGGAAAUCGAAGCCAUGAGAAACCACUCGCCAACACUGAUGAUGAUGAUGAUGAUGAUGAUGCUAAGAGAAAGAGAAAGCGUGUUGAUGUGGGAGAUACACCACACAAGCCUAAGAAGCAAAAAUCAAGUGUUGAUCCUGAGGCUGAAGUUGAAAACAACAAUGACCGCAUGAAAAAGUCUACCAAGGACCUAAAGAAGAAAAGUAAGAGGAAGAAGACGCAAAUUGAGGUUGAAGAAGACAACAAAGACUCUACUGAAGAUGCUAAUCAGAUACAAACUGACAAGUAUACCAAAGAUCCAAAGAAGAAAAGUAAGAAGAAGAAGAAGAAGCAAAUUGAUGAUUCAGAGGUUGAAGAAGACAACAAAAACUCUACUGAAGAUGCUAAUCAGAUACAAACUGACAAGUCUACCAAAGAUCCAAAGAAGAAAAGUAAGAAGAAGAAGCAAAGUGGUGAUCCAAACAACAAGGACUCUACUGAAGAUAAAGAUGCAGAGAUGACACAAACUGAGGCUGAAGAAAACGACUUGAAGUUGAACUCUCUUGAAAGUGGUAAGAAGAAGAGGAACAAGAAGAAGAAGAAGAAGAAGAAGCAAAGUGAAGAUCUUGAGGCUGAAGAGAACAACAACAACAACAGCAACAAUAAAGGAAAGGAGAAAAGGAAGAAGAAGAAGAAGAAGCAAAAGGGUGAUGAAGUUGUGAGCACCCCACCAAGUAAAAGCGCUAAAAAGGUCAACUUUUCUGACCAUGUUGAAGUGUUUCCUGCCGAGUCCGAAGAAAGUGAAGAUGAAGAAGAUGAAAAAGUCGACUUGGUGAGAGGUAAGCGCUUUACCAAAGAAGAAGACGAGCUGAUCAAGAAAUCUGUAUUAGAAUACGUUGAUAACCACGCUCUAGGAGAUGAAGGGAUAAACAUGGUUAUGAACUGCCAGUCACACAAAAAGGUCAAAGGCUGCUGGAAAGAGAUAGCAGCUGCUUUGCCUUGGAGGCCAUACACUGGUGUCUACUACCGUGCUCACACUUUAUUUGAACAAGGAUCAAAGGGUGUAUGGAGCAAAGAGGAUUUGGAACUCGUCGUAGAGUAUCAAAAGAAACACGGCAAUGAUUGGAGAACCCUCGCAGAUGCAAUGGGUAAACACAGGAACCACGUGAAGGACGCUUGGAGGAGGAUAAGAUUGGCAUCCAAGAAGAAAGGGCAUUGGACGAUGGAGGAGUACCAAAGCCUCUUUGAUCUCGUUAACAAAGAUCUGAGAAUAAAAGCCUUCAAAGAGAAGCAUUCAAAACAUGGGAUGCUCCGAGAUAACAUCCCUUGGAUGGCUAUAAGCGACCAGCUCGGAACAAGGGACCAUGUUGUCUGCUGUUUGAAAUGGUAUGAUCAGUUGACGUCACCAAUGGUGGCUAAGGGGAUAUGGGCUAAUGUGGAUGACUAUAGGCUCUUGGAGGAGCUUACGAAUCUGGAUGCUGCUUGCGUUGACGACGUGGAUUGGGAUAUUCUUUUGGAUAAUAGAGAUGGAGAUGCUUGUAGAAGUCGGUGGAACCAGAUGGUGAAUCAUAUUGGUAUACCUGGAAGCAAAACAUUUGCAGAACAAGUUGAGGUUUUGUCUCAAAGGUAUUGUCCUGACAUUGCUGAGGACAGAGAAGAUUUUGACAGCAGGCCUUUUGAUCCUGAAGAUUAAGCAAAACUUUAAUAAGAGUUUAUUUGUUCUUUUCAUGUUCUACUCUGUGGUCAACUUAUGUUUGUGAGCUUGAAAAACUAUGUUAAGGUUUUUGAUUGUGACUCUUUGCUUCUCUUUUUUCUUUGUGCAUUAAUGUUUAUCAGUCAUAUGAAUAUCUAAUGAAUAUAUAUCCUUC